AUGGAGUUCUCGCGCCGGGGCCCGGCGACCGCCGCGGCCGACGGCGGCGUCAGCGACGGCCGCCCCUCCCGCGACCUUCCGUCGCACGGGUACUCGACUCUGGUGAUUAGGGACGCGCUGCAGGCACAGCUUCAGAAGGAUCGCCUUCGCCAGGAGAUCAUCGAGACCGAGCUGGCCAAGAUAGAUCGCGCCCUUAACUGCAUGGCUGAUGUGCAACAGGGUGAACCUGUCCCCUUCGUGCCGCACCGUGGGGUUUUGGGUGCGGUCCAAGAUCCCAAGGAAAAGGAUGAAAGGAGUGGCAGUUUGGACUUGAAGCCCUUGAAGCCUGUCACGGAGAUCAAACAACAAGAGUCGAUUGAGAUAAACCAGCCCGGACCACGUUCACAGACAUGGAAACUGACGGAAAUAACCUUACCAGUAAAGCAACCAAAGACACCAGAGAGAUGGAGCUGUACCGUCUGCCAGGUGGAAUCAACAAGUGAGCACAACUUACAACAGCAUUUCGCAGGGCAGCAGCACCGGUCAAAUGUGGCAAGCUUGGAGUCAAGGAACAUCGUGCAGCAGCACCAGACAAUGAUUCGUGCACUGCAGCAAGAAGAAAGCAAGAGUAUGGCAAUGAGCUAUGGGCACCUAGGAGCACCCUCUGCUUGGGGUAAACUACCUUUGAAUGGUUCUAGCAGCAAUAGCGUUGUGAGCUCGGAGAUGCCGCGGCUAAUGAUGUCACUAUAUUUCUGCAAGGUCUGCAAUGUGCAGUGCAGCGAUGAGUUUAUGUUUAAGGAGCAUCGUCGGGACAAGAAACACAGAGGGAAGGUGUGGAAGCAGAAGGUGAUGGCCUUCUGCAAGGUCUGCAAGGUGCAAUGCAACAGCGAAGAGAUGCUCGCCAACCAUCUUACUGGGAAGAAGCAUCAGAAAAAUGAGAAAAAUGCAAGCCUAUGGUCCCGUUCGGGUCUUGGCAGGAAACGUUCCAGAUCAGGAAGGCCUUCACAGGUAGAAUAAUGUCUGGAACGGUUCCAGGCCAUUCCAGGCCCGGAACGGGCCGAACCGAACGUGGCCUUAUGUGGCUGAUUUGAAGCAUGGAGCUGGAACGAUGGAUGUGUCCAUGAUUUCAAUCAUGCUAUGGCGGUUUCCGCUCAUUUUGUGGAAUGGCUGCAACUAUAUCUUUUAUCAUUAGUACAACAUAUUUUGAUAUCUAUGUUAUGAAAUAUGUAUGCUGCUAUGAUAUGUUCAAUGCUACUGUGAAGUUACUUUCACA
Messenger RNA from Panicum virgatum (switchgrass), 1252 nucleotides. Its product is annotated as zinc finger RNA-binding protein-like. Gene Ontology annotation, molecular function: nucleic acid binding; zinc ion binding. The transcript is spliced from 3 exons. The record is from RefSeq and is a predicted model, not a curated record. The coding region runs from base 1 to 996 and encodes 331 amino acids. NCBI's taxonomy places the organism in Eukaryota, Viridiplantae, Streptophyta, Magnoliopsida, Poales, Poaceae.